Molecule: messenger RNA, 4579 nt
Organism: Monopterus albus (swamp eel)
Lineage: Eukaryota; Metazoa; Chordata; Actinopteri; Synbranchiformes; Synbranchidae
Gene: fut9a
Product: fucosyltransferase 9a
Exons: 3
Coding region: 820-1902 (360 amino acids)
Cellular component (GO): membrane
Molecular function (GO): alpha-(1->3)-fucosyltransferase activity
Source: RefSeq, a predicted model, not a curated record
UGGUUAUUUCGUGUGACGUGGUUACUCGCUGCAGAAAUGAUAAGCCUGUUUAUUCAGAUAAGAGCCUUAAACAAAUGAUAGUGUGAUAUUUAUUAACGCGGAACCUCAGCAUCCCGCAAGCACUGAUGCUCCGCCACAGCCUGCAGCUGCAUUGACGGCAAACAGAGCAAGGCAGCGCAUGGGCAGCCAGCAGGGAAUUAUUCAACAUCGCAUCACAUCCCUAAGCAUACAUGGCGUUCUUACACACGGAGUCAUGAAUUCUGUGUGCAGGCUGAAGGGGUAGCCGCCAAAAUUGUGCGCGGCCAUCAUUCUUUGCGUCGGUGUGCAGCAGUGGGGACGAUUCAGUGCACAUUGCCGUGGUUAGGUAUCAUCAUUUUUCGGACUCAAGACGAUGGAUGUGGGCUCAUCCGGAUCCAAAUCUACACAUACGGCGGACGGGCGCGAUUUUUUAUUCCAAACGCAUUUUAUUCCUCAUCUUCCGUAUGGUGCAAGGUGUCUUUGAGAAGAGGACGGACUUCUUGACAAAAUGAGAAGAAAGGUCUGCUUUGACUCACGCCCGUCAAGAUGGAGCCAUCAUUAAGAAGACCUCUACAUUCAAGAUCAAACACACUUCCUUAGAUCUUUAAGGAUCAUUAUUAUUCCUCUUAGGAGAAAAGGGGCAUCUCUUAGCUGUGACCUGCAGUUAUUUUUCUAUGAGCACUGAAUCACAACGAAGAUCGAUCCCAUCAUUGGCCCGAUGUAGGAACUGCUCCCUCCGAUUCCCGCAGCCUCUACUCUCACUUGGAUUUCAGCAUUCAGUCAAAUCCACCAGGACAGAGUAUGCCAUCUGCAGCUUUUCACAGAAUCUUACGACCCCUUCUGCUUGGCACUUUCAUACUGGGAUGCUUUGUGACUCUGUUUUUGAUGUAUUUUAAACCGUCCACCAGCUGGUUAUCAGGUCCUGUAGAGUCAACAGUAUCCACAGACCGGGUCAAAAACCUCUUCUCCACCAAGAGCGACAAAAACAUAACCACUGUUCUGAUCUGGCUCUGGCCUUUUGGACAAACCUAUGACCUGAGCGUCUGCAGCUCUCUCUUCAACAUUGAGGGCUGUUUCAUCACAGCAGACAGGAACCUCUACAAUAAGUCGGAUGGGGUUAUCAUCCAUCACCGAGACAUCUUCACCGACCUGUCUAAUCUGCCGCCGCUCCAGCGACCAUCCUUUCAGAAGUGGGUAUGGAUGAACUUGGAGUCGCCAUCACACUCAUCCCAGCUGCCCGGGAUCGAGAACCUAUUCAAUCUGACUCUCAAUUACCGUCAGGAUGCUGAUAUUGAAGUGCCUUAUGGGUCCAUCGUAGCAGCGGAGGGCGAAGAUGACUUUGUUCCACCCAGCAAAAACAAGCUGAUCUGCUGGAUUGUGAGUAACUGGAACCAGGACCACGUGCGGGUGAAAUACUACAAUGAACUGUACAAACACAUUGAGGUUCAUGCAUAUGGACAAGCCUUUGGGGAGUACAUCUCUGAUCAAGACUACUUCCCCACCAUUGCCAGCUGUAAAUUCUACCUGGCUUUUGAGAACUCCAUCCACAAGGACUACAUCACUGAGAAACUGUACAACCCACUCUCUGUAGGGACAGUGCCAGUGGUUCUUGGCCCACCCAGGCAGAACUAUGAGAACUUUAUCCAGGGAGACGCCUUCAUCCAUGUGGACGACUUCACCUCGCCCAAGGAGCUGGCUGAUUAUCUGCUGCUCCUGGACAAGAACGAGGAAAUGUACCUGAGGUACUUUGAGUGGCGGCGGCACUUUAAAGUAAAGAAAGCCUAUUUCUGGGCAGAGCACACAUGCCUGGCUUGUGAUUACCUGCGUAGGCAUAAGGAGUACAAGGCAUUCAAUAACCUUGAUAAGUGGUACUGGGGUGGAUAGUGCUUUGAAGUACUAUACAGUGUGUAUUUUGUUGGUUGGGGAAAGCAGCGCUUUAAGAUUUUUGUCCUUUGGCUGAAGGGAAGGGUCAUUGCUGUUCUCACCAGAGCUGUGUUUUUAUUGGUUCAGUGGCCCAGUGAGACGUCCAUCUCGUUUUCUGUUAUUAACAAUCUAACUGAUGAGCCUUACUUUGCCUUUUGCAUUAUUCAUUCAUUAUUUUUUACAACUGCACUGUUUUUUCCAACCCUUGAUUUGCUUAACAUGGCCACAUUUGCUGCUAUUUAAAAAAAAAAAAAUCAUUAUUUGUUUAAAGGUUUAAAUUAAAACAUUUAAAUGUUACCUGUAUAACAGAUAUCAAUCAUGAUGCAAAGUUGAUCUUUCCUUUUCAAAUACCACCUUUUAAUGAAGUGGCACAGUGGGCAUUGAAGCAGUGUUGGCUGCAGAAGGAGACUAACAUAAAAUUGAAAAUAUUUAUGUAAUAUUUAUUCAAGUGAGGCAUUAUAUGAUAAAAACAAUGUCAUUUGUGCUAGUGAUGCAGUCACCUAUGCAGUGUUUACUGAACUCAAAUGUGAAAGUAGUUCAAUUGUGUCAUGUACAUAUCGUGUAUUUUUGGAAUUAUGUAGCUGUCACUUCCAUAUUUUUGUAGGUUUGCAUUUGCACUGCUAAUUCAGCUGUUACCUAUCUUUACAUUUGUACAGGAAGACAGAUGGUCAUCUUAUUAUGUGGUUGUAGAUGGCAUAUGGUGAUCAUUGCCCCGGUAGUCUUCGACAGCAGAUGUGACUCCGCUCUGUGAGAGGGAGGUUACUAUUUAAAUCAUUGUGAAUUGUUCAUUGUCACAUGUAAUCUGUCACAGCGCAGUUGGACUCUUUGUGGAUGAUGAUGAUAGUGCAGUACAGAGCCAUUUUACUGCAAUAUGAAACUCCCACACACCUCAUUAUGUUGCAUUCUAAUUUCAUCUACACAAAUCUAUAAUUUUUAGCUGAAUAUAGUCACGAGAAAGAGCACAAAAUUUAGGUAUAAAUGAAUCCUUUUAGUAGCUAGUUUUCAGUGUGCAUUGUACUCUCAUCCCACAAUGUGAACUUAAAUAUUUACACUAAUAUUUUCAAAUAUUUCAAGCAGAUGUUACCAUAUGGUGAACAUGAGUGAGGAUUAGGAUCAAGCGAGAUAAGGCGAGAUCAGCCCACGUUUGGGACCUGUUAAGAAAAAUGUGAAAGAUGUCAGAUGUGCUUGAUGCACCGUGUUUCUGUCUUUGAAUCAUCACACCACAGUGUUGUUUGGUGAGUCAGAGGUUGCACGUGAAAGGUUUUUUAUGCAUUUUUAUUUUUAUUUUUCUACACUGCUGUUUACAGCACUACACCACUCGAGAUCACACUACAAACGACAACUCAUCACCUGUAGAUAUCACAUCACUUUUUAAUGUCAACAGCUAUUCCAUUGUACAAUGCAUCUCAACAGCACUCAGCAGCUAUUUGACAUAAUGGUGAGGUUUUUACAGAAGGUACUGUGAAAAACCAACAUUUUAUGCAAAUUGAGCCGGUGGCUUCUUGGACAAAACACUUGAACAUUUUUCAGAUUAGUAUCAUGUUGAUAUUUCUUCACUGUCAAAGGGACCAUGAUGUAAAUUAGAAUGAAGUCAGUUAUUUUUAUUAUGGAAAGUGGUCUCAAAUUCCAUAGAGAAACCUGUACAGUACAUAAACCUUGUUCUAAACUGAUUCCUCAUCUAGAGCAAACCAGUCCACUAACAUGGAUCAUUCCUGUAUGUGCACCAGUCUUGAAGGAGCUCCGGCAGUGUUUGCACACUGUUUUUUGCAUAUAUGGAAAAAAAAAAUUUAAAAGCAUUGUAUAUAUUUGUAAUCUCAUUAUAACAUGCAAAUGUUGUUGGGCAGUGAAUGUGGUGUCACUGUACCUGUACUGUAAGUAAUGUUGGUGCUUCAAGAGGUUGUGAAUCAAGACUAAAGGAGAGAGACCCUUAACCAGCACUGGAGACUAUGAUUUUAGUGGUGUCUGGUGGACAAUUUUACAAUGAAUAAGUCUUUUUAUAGGGGGUAAAAAUGUUGGCAUGACCCACCUGAAAAAGCUAAGCAAAAAGACAGCAGAGAGAUAGCACUUUUAUUCAUGACUCAUUGUGCUGGUGGCUGUCUUAGAUGGAGCUAUUGUAAGUUCAGAAACUGUCAUUCAAAACCUUGGCUGUCCAACAGGUUAAAUAUGAAACUGUCACUCAUGGUUUCAUACAGUCCAAACUUAUAUAUAGAAAAAAAAGCUUCCUAGUUCAGUGUGGCUGGUCACUUUAAAGAACAAAAGGAACAAAAGAUUUUUAUGGUGUCUUUCUCCUUCAUCCUCUCUCCAUUCUUUCUCUGUUUUGCACAAGAAUAAACACGAGGAGCUGUGGUUUCUCUGUCCCUCCCAGUCUGAGUCUGUGAAUGUGUCACAGCAGCAGAAAGUAAAUCAGAAUGUCUGUGGAUGCUGUCUGACUUGGCACUGACUUUGCUGGAGACCUUAAAUUGAAAUCGUCAGGUGUGGUUGAACAUGGAGAUUUCUCCAGGAAUGCUCAUUUUCUGCCAGGUCACUGAAAUAAUCAGUGAGUCAGAGUUUUUUGCCAAAUCAUUGUAUUUUGCCAAAUGUGUUUUAACUGUAGAUGUCUGAUAGUGUCAAUGAAAAUAAAGAUAUGGAAAAAUGAGCA